GGUGUCACGCUGUUUUUAUGCUGUGUGUCCACAAUGAGCGCAAUUGGCGAUAGGAAAGUGGUGAUCAAUAAGCGGUUGAAAGGAUUGCCGCGCCAGGCCUUGGAGCAAUUGAGCAAAGCAGACCUAAUCGAUAAAAUAAUUCAGUUGGAGGCGUAUAACUUUCAACUACGCAACCUACUACAAAAGAAACUGAACUCCAAUGAUAAAGACGAUGAUGAGUACAAGACGUUUUUGCAACAAAAAAAUGAGCCGUCGGAAGCACUGCUGAAGCAAUACGGUGAGCAACAACAGCAUAAAAACAAGAGGGACACGCAACGCAAAUUUAAUUGGGCAAGCGCACACAAACGUCACGUACUGUUGAAAUUGUUAUACUUUGGCUGGGACUAUCAAGGAUUCGCCUGCCAGGAGGACUCGAAUGAUACUAUCGAGUCCCACUUGUUUCGGGCGCUUACUCGCACCUGUUUAAUCGAGUCUCGCGCUAGCUCCAAUUAUCAUCGCUGCGGACGCACCGACAAGGAGGUGAGCGCUUUCUGUCAAGUGAUCUCCAUAGAUUUGCGCAGCAAACACAACGCAGUAGAUCAACACGAUCCGUCGGCUCUGGCAUCGGAAAUCGAUUAUUGCGGUCUAUUGAAUCGGGUGUUGCCGAAGAACAUACAGUGCAUUGCUUGGAUGCCGCUUCGUAGUUCAGUCUACAGUGCACGUUUCGAUUGCGUGGCCAGGACUUAUCGCUACUACUUUCCCCAAGGUGACUUGGACAUUGCAGCGAUGCGGGCGGCUUGUCGGCUUCUAGUACAGCACGCAGACUUCCGAAACUUUUGCAAGAUGGAUGUCCACAAUGGUGUCACCAAUUACAUGCGGAAUCUUCAGGCGGCGUGUGUGGAGUCAUGUGACAAGACUGGGAUCGAUUCGGAAUCGGGAUAUGCUAUGUACUACCUAGAGAUUAAAGCAAAUGCGUUUCUGUGGCAUCAAAUACGCUGCAUCAUGGCUGUUCUUCUGCUCGUAGGACAGAAGCGCGAGCAGCCAAGCGUCAUAAGUGAAUUGCUGGAUGUGGCCACCAACCCGUGCAAGCCCCAAUACACACCUGCCAUUGGAUUGCCCUUGAACCUAUUUCAUUGUGACUUCAGUGCGCACACCACACGCCUUGCAAAUUAUCCACAUUCUGAAGCUACCGAAGAUGUCGUAGUUGAGGGCGGUAGCGAGAAUGCAAAACCAUCCAGUGAACCUGACAUUACAAAGUGGGUUUACAACGAAGAAAAUAUGCAAAAAUUAAUAGAGAAUGUACAGUGCGAGUGGACACAGUUUAGUGUAAAGUGCACCAUGAUUCGCAAUGUGCUGGAGCAAUUGGAAGCACUGCAGACUAGUGCUUUCAAACCGCAGCAGGUGCGCGCACAGGUGCUGCUGCUUCAGGAUACGAUCAAGCCACGGCAAUACCAACCUCUUUUGCAGCGCAAGCGUUGUGAGAGCCUGGAGAACCGCAUUGAACAUUUUGUCAAGAAGCAAAGACUGAUUUUAAAGGAUGAUGUGGAGUGAAGCGUUUGAUAAGUUUGAUGUUGUUUUUAAACAUUUUUAUUUCAAUUAAUGUAAUUAACUCACAAAAAGCCUAACAUAGUGAAUAAUUUAAAAUAGUAAUGCAUUAUAACUAAUAUAUAGGUAAAUAUACA
Messenger RNA from Scaptodrosophila lebanonensis, 1661 nucleotides. RefSeq names its product tRNA pseudouridine(38/39) synthase. The transcript has 3 exons. The record is from RefSeq and is a predicted model, not a curated record. Gene Ontology annotation, cellular component: cytoplasm; nucleus. Gene Ontology annotation, biological process: mRNA pseudouridine synthesis; tRNA pseudouridine synthesis. Gene Ontology annotation, molecular function: RNA binding; pseudouridine synthase activity. NCBI's taxonomy places the organism in Eukaryota, Metazoa, Arthropoda, Insecta, Diptera, Drosophilidae. The coding region runs from base 34 to 1530 and encodes 498 amino acids.